Necator americanus (New World hookworm) is the source of this 528-nucleotide messenger RNA. RefSeq lists its product as uncharacterized. The transcript is spliced from 2 exons. Lineage: Eukaryota; Metazoa; Nematoda; Chromadorea; Rhabditida; Ancylostomatidae. The record is from RefSeq and is a predicted model, not a curated record. The coding region runs from base 1 to 528 and encodes 175 amino acids.
AUGACAAAGAUCAUCCGUUCAAUGUGGAUAGACGAAAGGAUACCUGACUCGUGGAGACGCGCUAUCAUAAUUCCCCUCCACAAGAAGUUAUCCGUCACGGACCCUAGGAAUUACCGAGGAAUCUCUUUGCUGCGCCGUCUUCUCAACGCGCUUCGCGCCGAUGGAGUACCAGGAAAGUUCGUUCGCUUGCUUGAUGACAUCAAUCAACGAACAACUGCUGCAGUUCGAACACCAGCCGGAUGUACAACACCGUUUGAAGUGGUAACUGGAGUACGACAAGGGGCAGUGGCAGGACCUUUCCUGUUCAAUUUCGCAGUCGACGACAUUAUGCGAAGAACAGUCGACCAGUGUCCUGCCGACAUUGUCUUAGCACCAUCAUGCUGCCGCUUGACUGAUCUCGAGUACGCCGACGAUGCUGUUAUAUUCGCGGAAAGCAGUUCAAAACUUCAACAUGUUGUCAACCUUGUAUCGAAGCUGGCUGCAGCCUAUGGACUACGUCUAGGCCCUGAUAAAUGCAAGCAGAUGUAG